Molecule: messenger RNA, 495 nt
Organism: Rhizophagus irregularis DAOM 181602=DAOM 197198
Lineage: Eukaryota; Fungi; Glomeromycota; Glomeromycetes; Glomerales; Glomeraceae
Source: RefSeq, a predicted model, not a curated record
CUUUUUACUUCAUUUUUUUCUGGACCUCAAGUAGAAGUUCAAAAUAAUAUUUUAAAAGCAAAUUUUGGUCUAUCAAAUGAAGAAAUACUCAGUUGGGAGAAUAGAGCUUCUUGCUAUAAAAUGAUACUUCAAAGUUUUUCUUUUUUUUUACAUGUUGCUAUGUACUCUGCUUCUCAGGGUUUUAACGCAGUAUACUCUGGAAUAAAUGAGCUCAGUGAAGGAAGAAAGCAAAUGUUAUGUUUAGUGAGAAAGUAUGAGGAAAAGUCUAAAAAGGGCAAGAAGGCUAAAAAAAAUAAGAAAAAACACCAAUCUGAAGAUUCUGAUUCUGAUGUGCUUACAGAUGUAAGUACUAGUGGAAUAAUGAGAAAUACUGAUAAUGAUGAUGAUAAAUUGGGUGUUGAUCAAGAUGUAAUUAUAAAUCGGUCGAUUGCAGAUGCCUCUAAAUCACAAUCACAUGUUGAUCAACCUAUUGAUAUGGAAAUCUCAACAGUAUAA